Megalopta genalis is the source of this 3445-nucleotide messenger RNA. It is a transcript of the gene Khc, whose product is annotated as kinesin heavy chain. Gene Ontology annotation, biological process: microtubule-based movement. The record is from RefSeq and is a predicted model, not a curated record. NCBI's taxonomy places the organism in Eukaryota, Metazoa, Arthropoda, Insecta, Hymenoptera, Halictidae. Gene Ontology annotation, molecular function: ATP binding; microtubule binding; microtubule motor activity.
GACGAGCACGGUAGGGCAGUCGGCGCGCGCGCGCACACAUUUACUUGGCUGCGUUUGCGUUGAACUUUGUCUAGACUCUCUCAUCGAUUGCUUUUUAGAAAACCAAGUAUAUAAUCAAAUACCUCUUCCCGGACCAUAGUCUGUACAGUUGUAAUGUAUUAGAAAGUAAAAUCGCCGCGUGCGAUUCAUCGUCCAUGUUUCUCGUCCGGUCUACGUGCAACUACGGUCGCCGAUUCUCACCUUUGCACACGCAAAUCAGUUGAGCCGCAAAAUCAUCGAAUAACGGCAGCCAUCUUUGCUGCUUUGAAAACGGGCUGUGGUUUGUGACAGAGAGACAGUAGUGGUUCUUCAUGCGGUUCACGCGAUCAUCCCGUCUCCUAUGUACGCUACGAAACAUUGGAAAUCAUUCUUAAGUGCGGCUAACUAAGAAAACCAAGGAACUCGUGUCACGAAUCCAGGCUACCGAAAUAUGGCAAUGGAGACGCCAAGGGAGCGUGAGAUUGCCGCGGAAGACAGUAUUAAGGUAGUCUGCAGGUUUCGACCUUUGAACGACUCCGAGGAAAAGGCUGGCUCUAAGUUUAUCGUGAAAUUCCCCUCCGGCGGCGAGGAAAAUUGCAUCUCAAUCGGGGGAAAAGUAUAUCUUUUUGACAAAGUAUUUAAACCAAAUGCUACACAAGACAAAGUAUACAAUGAAGCAGCUAGAUCAAUUGUCACAGAUGUGUUGGCAGGAUACAAUGGCACUAUUUUUGCAUAUGGACAAACAUCCUCAGGAAAAACGCACACGAUGGAAGGUGUUAUUGGAGAUUCAAAUAAACAGGGUAUUAUUCCCAGAAUCGUUAAUGACAUUUUCAAUCAUAUUUAUGGUAUGGAAGAAAAUUUGGAAUUUCAUAUCAAGAUAUCAUAUUUUGAAAUCUACAUGGAUAAAAUCAGAGACCUGCUUGAUGUAUCUAAAGUGAAUUUAAGUGUACACGAAGAUAAAAAUCGGGUUCCAUUUGUGAAGGGUGCGACAGAGCGUUUUGUAUCUAGUCCAGAAGAAGUGUUUGAAGUUAUAGAAGAAGGAAAGUCAAAUAGGCAUAUUGCUGUAACUAAUAUGAAUGAACACAGUUCCCGUUCUCACUCUGUAUUCUUAAUAAAUGUUAAACAAGAAAAUUUAGAAAAUCAAAAGAAGCUAUCAGGAAAGCUGUACCUUGUGGAUUUGGCUGGUUCAGAGAAGGUCUCGAAAACUGGAGCAGAAGGCACUGUGCUCGACGAAGCGAAAAACAUUAACAAAUCACUAUCAGCGCUUGGCAACGUAAUUUCAGCUCUAGCCGAUGGAAACAAAACUCACAUUCCUUAUCGUGAUUCAAAAUUAACUCGAAUUUUGCAAGAAUCUCUUGGUGGAAAUGCUAGAACUACAAUUAUUAUUUGUUGUUCACCAGCUAGUUUUAAUGAAUCUGAAACGAAGUCUACCUUAGAUUUCGGUAAGCGCGCUAAGACUAUUAAGAAUGUUGUAUGUGUCAAUGAAGAAUUAACAGCUGAAGAAUGGAAACGUCGUUAUGAGAAAGAAAAAGAGAAGGCAGCUAGAUUUAAAGGAAAGGUUGAGAAAUUGGAGGCCGAAUUGUCACGUUGGCGUCAGGGUGAAACAGUUAAACCCGAAGAACAAGUUAAUUUGGUUGAAGCACCAGAUGUUACAACACCAAUUAAUAUGUCCGUUGAAGGCAAAAUUGACGAUGGUCCAAUGCCAGCCACGCCUGGUGGCAACCUCAUGGCUGGAUCCUUAUCCAAUGAAGAAAGACAGAAAUUAGAAGAAGAACGUGAAAAACUCUACCAACAACUGGACGAUAAAGAUGAGGAAAUUAAUCAGCAAUCGCAGUACGUUGAGAAACUAAAAGAACAAAUGGACGAGCAAGAAGAAUUAAUUGCAAGUACGAGACGAGAUUAUGAACAGCUUCAACAAGAAAUGAAUCGUAUACAACAAGAGAAUGAAAGUGCGAAAGAAGAAGUUAAAGAAGUUCUACAAGCGCUUGAAGAACUAGCAGUUAAUUAUGACCAGAAGUCUCAAGAAGUUGAAGUAAAAAACAAAGAACAGGUAGCUCUGACGGAAGAACUAUUAGCAAAACAAGCAGCAUUAAAUACUACAAGUUCAGAAUUGCAACAAUUACGGGACAUGUCUGCUCAUCAGAGAAAACGCCUUACAGAAAUGUUAGCAAACUUCCUGAAAGAUUUAGGCGAGAUUGGAGUUGCCAUUGGUGGUGACGAAAACUUAAAGGUUGCACCAGAAAGCAAUGGUAAACUCGAAGAAGAAUUCACGGUAGCAAGACUUUUCAUUAGCAAAAUGAAAUCAGAGGUGAAAAAUUUAGUACAGCGUUGCCAAGGAUUAGAAAGUUUCCAAGUAGACUGUAACAAGAAAGUUGCUGAAUAUGAAAAAGACUUGGCCGAAUGUCGUCUACUAAUUACGCAACACGAAGCUCGAAUGCAAAUGUUGACAGAUUCGAUGAAAGUAGCAGAAGCACGUAAACGUGCUUUGGAAGAGGAUAUAGACGCUUUGCGUGAGGAAUGCGCUAAGCUGAAAGCUGCAGAGCAGGUACAAGCGGUUACAAAUAAAGAAAAGGCAGAAGAAAAGGAAGCGGCAACGAAGAUGAGAUUGGCACUUGAAGCGCAAAUGGAUCAGUUGCGAGAUGCUCAUCAGAAACAGGUUGCUGCGCUUAGAGAUGACGUCUCCGAGAAAGAAGAACUCAUCAGUGAGCUUAAAGAUUUGAAUCAGAAGUUUACGUUAGCCCAUCAACAAAUGCAAGCUGAUUACGAACGGUUGAAGCAGGAAGAGUCGAACAAGUCCGUAAAAUUGCAAGAAUUAACGUUGGUUAACGAACGUCGCGAACAAGCCCGAAAGGAUCUCAAGAGUCUGGAGGAAACAGUAGCCAAAGAACUUCAAACAUUGCACAAUUUGCGCAAAUUAUUCGUCCAGGACCUACAAACUAGAAUAAAGAAGAAUAUGAACUCGCAGGAAAACGAGGAUGAUGUCAGUGCACUUACUCAGAAACAGAAAAUCUCCUUCCUUGAGAAUAACUUGGAUCAACUGACAAAGGUUCACAAGCAACUAGUGAGGGACAAUGCUGAUCUCCGCUGCGAAUUGCCGAAGCUUGAGAAGAGAUUGCGGGGAACGACAGAGCGCGUGAAAGCCCUUGAAAUGGCAUUGCGCACUGCCAAAGAGAAUGCGAUGCGAGAUCGCAAACGCUACCAAUUCGAAGUAGAUAGAAUCAAGGAAGCUGUGAGACAGAAGACAUUGGCUCGUCGCGGACCUAUCCCACAGAUCGCUAAACCAAUCAGGGCUGGUCAACACCAUUUAACCAAUCUUAACGUUAUUAGAACAGGAAAUCGUGAUAUGGGUCACAACGUACAGUGAUCGUGAGCAUAAUGCCAAACCCUUCACUUUUACAGAAAACGUAUGCAAGAACGCUUUCAUCAA